Molecule: messenger RNA, 3009 nt
Organism: Megachile rotundata (alfalfa leafcutting bee)
Lineage: Eukaryota; Metazoa; Arthropoda; Insecta; Hymenoptera; Megachilidae
Product: heat shock cognate 71 kDa protein-like
Molecular function (GO): ATP binding; ATP-dependent protein folding chaperone
Source: RefSeq, a predicted model, not a curated record
GACGCUCGACAGCCAACGACUUAUUGGCCAGGAUUUAUGUCGGUUCUGGCAUGCAUGUGCAACGAAGACUCGCGGUCCACGAUGGCGGCACCGGCAGUUGGCAUCGACUUGGGCACUACCUACUCCUGCGUGGGGGUAUUCAAGAACGGGAAGGUUGAGAUCAUCGCGAACGACCAGGGGAAUCGUACCACGCCGAGUUACGUGGCGUUCACCGACACGGAGAGGUUAAUUGGCGAUGCAGCCAAGAAUCAAGUCGCCAUGAAUCCCAUUAAUACGAUUUUCGACGCAAAGAGGCUGAUUGGCAGACGCUUUGACGACCCAUCGGUCCAAGCUGACUUGAAACACUGGCCGUUCAUUGUUGUUAACGACGCGGGAAAGCCGAAAAUUAAAGUUCAGUACAAGGGCGAAACGAAAACCUUCUUUCCCGAGGAGAUCUCGUCGAUGGUUUUGACGAAAAUGAAGGAAACGGCGGAAGCUUAUUUGGGAAAGGCCAUCACGAACGCCGUGAUUACGGUACCAGCGUACUUCAACGAUUCUCAGCGUCAGGCUACCAAGGACGCCGGCACUAUCUCCGGCUUGAAUGUCCUGAGGAUCAUUAACGAGCCGACUGCCGCCGCUAUUGCUUACGGCCUCGACAAAAAGGGACGCAGUGAAAGGAACGUUCUGAUCUUCGAUCUCGGUGGCGGUACCUUCGACGUAUCGAUACUGACUAUCAACGAUGGCAUAUUCGAGGUGAAAUCAACCGCCGGUGAUACGCACCUCGGUGGAGAGGACUUCGACAACCGUUUGGUGACACACUUCGCGCAAGAGUUCUCGAGGAAGUUUAAAAAGGACCUGACGAAGAACAAGCGAGCGAUCCGUCGAUUGCAAACGGCUUGCGAACGAGCCAAGAGGACCUUGUCGUCGUCGACCCAGGCCAACAUCGAGAUCGACUCGUUGCUCGAUGGCAUCGACUUUUACACGUCGAUCACGCGAGCCCGUUUCGAGGAGCUCAACCAGGAUCUCUUCAAGGGUACCUUACAGCCUGUCGAGGAAGCUCUGCGCGACGCGAAGAUGGAUAAAUCGCAGAUUCACGACAUCGUUCUCGUCGGUGGAUCAACCAGAAUCCCACGGAUCCAAAGACUCCUCCAGGAUUUCUUUAACGGCAAGGACUUGAACAAAUCGAUAAACGCGGACGAAGCAGUGGCUUACGGAGCUGCGGUACAGGCGGCCAUUUUGCAGGGAGACAAGUCCGAGACAGUUCAGGACCUGCUGCUCCUGGAUGUAACUCCUCUCUCCUUAGGGAUAGAGACCGCUGGCGGUGUGAUGACCGCCCUAAUCAAACGCAAUUCCACGAUCCCGACCAAACAGACACAGACUUUCACUACCUACUCGGACAAUCAGCCGAGCGUUCUGAUCCAGGUUUACGAGGGCGAGAGGGCGAUGACCAAGGACAACAAUCUCCUGGGCAAAUUUGAGCUAUCCGGAAUACCACCGGCACCACGUGGCAUGCCCCAAAUCGAAGUGACCUUUGACAUUGACGCGAACGGCAUCCUGAACGUGUCUGCCGUGGAGAAAUCGACGCACAACGAAAACAAGAUAACGAUAACCAACGACAAGGGUCGCCUCAGCAAGGAAGACAUCGAGCGAAUGAUUCGCGAAGCGGAAAGAUACCAAACGGAGGACCAAUCGCAAAAGGACAAGGUCGCGGCGAAGAACAACCUCGAGUCCUAUUGUUUCAACAUGAAGAAUACAGUCGAGGACGAGAAACUCAAGGGUAAGAUACAAGAGGGUGACCGGAAACACGUCGCUGACAAAUGCAACGAGAUAAUCAAAUGGUUGGACAGCAACAUUUCUGCUACGAAGGAAGAGUUCGAGGCUAAACUGAAAGACAUUGAAAAGGUUUGUAAACCAAUUAUGAAAAAGUUUUACGAAGGUGGAGGUGCUUCUCAAGCCGCAGACGGUCCGACCAUAGAGGAAGUGGACUGAAUACCCUCGGUCGAUAAUGUCACGUGCCGCUCUCGCCUGGACCUACAUUUGGCGCAAAAUUUAAAGUUUCUGAUUCCAUAAAAUUUCUAUAAUUCCAUGCAAAAAUGAAUCCGUGCAGGGUUCCAACAUAUAAUAAAUCCUUGGUAAUUUCCAACGUGUUAUUUAUUGCAAGCGAGUUUGGGAAAGGUAGUUACUGUAAUGAUUUCGCGAUACAUUCGAAAUAUGCAAUAAUAUUGUCAGACUAACACGACGACCUAGCGUCGUCGUUUACAUGUGUGUGUUUGUAUGUGACGCGCGUAUGAGUGUAUAUGCAGCUUGUAAAACUGUUUAAACGGGUUCUUCUCGCAUCACGUUAACACUAAAAUUGUAUGCUUGUAAAGAGUAUGUACAGAGUGAGGGGACACUAUUAAAUAUUUAAUGACCUUAGCGUACAGUAUAUUAUAGACUACGCGUUAAUGGAACGUUUCUUCUCGUAAAAAAUAGAUUAUGCAGAGCACCAUGAUUUCUUCUUUUCUUCUUCUUCGCCUUCGUUUUCUUCAUCUUCUACUUCGGAUCAUGCGAUUUCUUUUCUUUUCUUUUUUAUGUACAAUUUUGCACUUCUUCUGACCGCGAGUCACCGCGAUGACUCGCGACGCUGUAACGCUGCUUACAAGCACAUUACGAAAUGUGGCAGGUUUCCGGUCAGCCGGCCGGCGAGAUUACAGUAUCGCCGUCCGUAUCGGUACAAUCGAGAAACAAACGAGGAACAGAAACUGACUAUAAUGUUGCUGCAAAAUUUUAUGCCCUGUGCUCAGUCUUUCACAAUGCGCUACAAUUUGCUUUUAUUUUAAAUCCUUUUUCCUCGCCAAACGGUUCGAACCACACGAGUCGAACCUGAAAUUUAAUUCGCUUCGAGAUGUUUGUUCAAAUAGUACACGUUUCGAAGAAUGUAACUUAAAACAAAACAUUCUAAAGAGAAUUUGGAACGCUUGAAUUGUUCGUCCGAUUAAUUCUCGCGGUAACGUUGCGAACCGUUCGCUCGAGCGAACCAGAAAACGGAUU